Messenger RNA from Homarus americanus (American lobster), 8114 nucleotides. It is a transcript of the gene larp, whose product is annotated as la-related protein 1B-like. The record is from RefSeq and is a predicted model, not a curated record. Bases 230 to 4519 code for a protein of 1429 amino acids. Gene Ontology annotation, molecular function: RNA cap binding. Gene Ontology annotation, cellular component: cytoplasmic stress granule; cytosol. The transcript has 18 exons. Gene Ontology annotation, biological process: mRNA stabilization; positive regulation of translation. NCBI's taxonomy places the organism in Eukaryota, Metazoa, Arthropoda, Malacostraca, Decapoda, Nephropidae.
CCUCCCUCACAGCUCCACCAUGCUUUCGUGAAUGUUGUUCCCAGUACGCAUGUGGGGUGGUUAAUGGAUUUCACUGUAUUUUGUCACCGAUGUGGGCUUGAUGGCCUUGAAAAUGACUUUAUGACGCAGGUCAGUGACUAGUGUGUUGAGUUAGCAGAGAGGAUUGUUGAAUCAAGGCGAGAGAGAAGGUAUUUGAGGGUAAAUAUUGUCGGGUGUCUCUUGGGGGAAUAUGGCGACGCAGACAGACAACUGUGGUGGCUGUGCUAGUGUUAAUAAAGACAGGACUGGGACGUCAUCAUGGGCUGGCAUUGUCGGUGGAGGGAAAAUUGAGACUGUGGGAGAUAGUGUGAAGCCUUCCGGGGAUGACAAGGUGGUGAACAGUGAAUGUAAGGAGGCGAGGUGUGGUGGGGUGGACCUGGACCCUGAGGAGCUGGCCCAGUUUACCGAAAUACGGACCAAGAAGGACCGGGCCAGGAAGAGGGAGUCCACCAGGGGCGGCAGGAGGGACAGGCGGGGGGGUCGCAGGGACUAUGUCGAAUGGGAAUCGCGUUACCCCGAGGGCGGCACCCGGGGCCGCGGGGGCAAGAGACCCGUCAAGGAGGCCGCCCCCAAGCAGUCCAACGGCCCAAUGGAAGGGGAAGAGGAGGCCACAGAGGAGGCCGAUCCCUACACGGAGGCCGAGGCGGAGGAGGAGAAGGUGCAGUACGUGCCGGCCCCAGCACCAAGCGUCAACAUCUGGGAGAAGCGUCAGGGAGCCCCGGCGCCCGCUGCCCUGCCAGACCCUUCAGAUCCUCCUCUCGUAGUUGAGAGAGUGGAGGAGACCCCAGUACCCAUCGUGACCAUCCCUGCGGUAGCCGUAGCAGCGGUCCCUCCUGCAGUAGUGGCUCCCACAGUGGUAGCUCCUGGGGGGGCAGUAGAGGAAGCCCCCCCACCACACUGCCAAUUGGCCAAGCCCCUGCCAGUAGACCCCAUGCCGGCCAACUCCGUCUUGAGCAGCAACCCGGCCGUGAGCGACCCCACCCCUGCCGAGGCUCACAAACACCCCACCAUCAUCAACAUCACCACCAGCGACAAGAAUAACACAAACGGGAAGGACGAUGGCAUCAAUGAUGUAGCUGAUUGGCCAACGUUGGUGGAGGUCCAGCAAGCUCAAGAGGCCAUACACUUACUACAGACGUCAAAGUCAGAAUGGAGAAAGAGCGAGGAGAGGAAACUGAAGGAUGGAGAGAAAGACGACGGGAUGAGAGAGAUAGAGAAAUCCGAGGACUCCGGUUCUCACGACGACGACUCUCUGAAGGAGAACCGGGAGGCGUCGUCCGCACCGCAGACCAUCAACAACAAGAUCCAGCAGACACACAAUAAUACUCCCACUAAGGCUGCUAAAAACAAGAAGAAUAAAAAAAAAAUUAACACCUGGAAGAGACUAGACAUCCCGCCCCCAAAGAGAGAGAAAGGGUUCAGACGUACAGAGGGCCGCGGCUCGGACUCCCUCGACUGGAGAGCGGACGCCCGGUCGACCAACGGUGCCUUGAGAGGACGCGGGACUGGACGCGGCAACAUCAUGAGAGGGCGAGGUAGAGGGAGAGGAGGAGGCCGAGGAGGUAGCUUGAUUGCAGGGGGAGGCCAAUUGGGCAUGAGAGGCGGGUACAGAAGUCCCUCGGCCGAGCACUUUGAGAAUUUCUCCGAGUAUUCUGAGAUUCCAGAUUAUGUUCUUCACGACUCCAACUUGAUGCAGUACUUUGUGCCGUCGGUUGGGUUCAUCUUCCCAGAGUUUGUUCUUCAGGAUGAAAGUGCAAUUAAGGAUAAAAUAAAGAAACAAGUAGAAUAUUACUUCAGCGGCGACAACCUAGCCAACGACAUCUUCAUGAGGAGGAAGAUGUCCAAAGACGGCUAUAUUCCCGUCUCCCUCAUCGCAUCGUUCAACCGCAUGAAGCAGCUCACCCAAGACGUCAAGCUGAUCGUAGAUGUUUGUAAGACGUCAGAGAAACUCGAAGUGAAAGAUGAAGUCUGGUUACGGACUAAACACGAACCCAUGAAGUGGCCCCUGGAGGACGCUGCAGCAGGGGCACUACAAGCACUCCUGGCGGCGGUUCCUUCGACCGUCACUCCAUCCCCGACCAACGCCCCCCCUACCAGCCUUCCCAAGGACCCCGCCCCGCCAGACGUACCUUCACCCCCGCCCCCGCCUACAGCCAUGAACCCCGAAGUGGCAGAGUUCACCCCGCACCAAGCAGAGCUAGACCCCGGCCAACCUGAAUUCAUUCCAUUGGACCAACAAGUAGUCACCGCCAAACCCACCACCACUACCACCACCACCACCACAACCGCCGCCACCACAACCACAACCACUCCCCCCACCGUCACCAUCACUAAUAGUCCAAGUAAAGAGGAUACCAAGGCAGCUAAGAAGGAUGAUGAUUGGAAGGAGGUCAAGAGUAAGGGCCGCCUAAGAAGAGAGAACGAAAGUAAGGAGAAGGACCCACGGCAGCCUCAGGACCCGUCGUCGGAGAAGCCAACCAAUGACAGGAAGAGCCGUGCAGCAUCCCAGGAACCUCAGGGCUUCAGUAAGGACACCCGGGAGGAGUUGGAUUUCCAGUUCGACGAGGAGCUGGAGAUUCUGCCUAAGACCGGACGACAUCACGAUUUCAGCGAAUGGUCGGACGACGAGAGUGACUACGAGAUCAGUGACCAAGAUGUAAAUAAACUGUUGAUAGUGACACAGUCGCCGCCGUCUGCCGGAGCUCCGGGACCGUCGUCGAGCGCCUCUUCCACGUCCACAUCCACGUCCACUACCGGCUCUCGUCCUCCCAAACACGGAGGAUUUGACCGCACCGGAGACUGGACGACUCGCACCAAAAUAACUCAAGAACUGGCCAAAGUUAUCAAUGAUGGACUCUACUAUUAUGAACAGGACUUGUGGGAGGACAGUGAGUGGUUCCCUCAGUCUGACAGCAACAAGGCAGCUAUGACUCAACAGGUGACGAUGAUCAGCCAAGAGGUGAUGGAGACCCUACAACCCCACCACCCACCUGUCCCAGCUAACCAAGAGGUCCCUCCCCCUCCCCCUCCCCUACACCUCCUCCAGGGCGCUGAGGAUCCCUUCGAAGACGUAGUGCCUCCGACGCCCAAGACGCCCAGAUCUCGUAAGGCGGCGCGGUUCUUCCCGGUGGUGAAAGACAAGGCCAACGUGGACCAGCGGACGCCACGCAAGAAGAAGACCCGCCACUCCCACAACCCCCCCGUCGAGUGUCACGUCGGCUGGGUGAUGGACUCCAUAGAACACAAACCACGCACAAACUCUGUCAGUGAUCUAAACGCAAGUCCGAACGAGAACCAACUCGCGAGUAGUUUUGGCAGCAAUUACGGGUCGUACGGAUCGUUACCGGGCUCGUUACCGACCUUCCAGCACCCUUCACACUCACUCCUCAAGGAAAACGGCUUCACACAACAGGUUUACCACAAGUACCGAGCACGGUGCUUAAAAGAACGUAAGAGACUCGGCAUCGGACAGAGUGCCGAGAUGAACACCCUGUACCGCUUCUGGUCAUUCUUCCUCCGAGAACACUUCAACCGCAAGAUGUAUGAAGAGUUCAAGAGAUUAGCUAACGAAGAUGCCAAAGUCGGGUACAGGUAUGGUCUGGAGUGCCUCUUCCGGUUCUACAGCUACGGUCUGGAGAAACACUUUAGGGACGAAAUCUACAACGACUUCCAAGAGGAGACGUUACGUGACAUUGACUGUGGCCAACUCUAUGGUCUGGAAAAAUUCUGGGCGUUUAUCAAGUACUACAAAAAUAGCGUUAAUCUUCUCGUGCAAGACAAGCUCAAGGAUAGGCUCUCAAAGUAUAAAAGUAUCGAGGACUUCAGAGUGGAAAUGCCGGAGGAAUACGACGCAGCGCGGGAAGCCAGAAAGGCUCGUAUACGCACAAGAUCAGAGAACGAGAGCAUGAUGAUAGCCAACCACGACGGCUACCAGAGACACGGCUACGGUGGAGGAGUCAGACGACGCCAGCGCCGCGCCUCGGAGGGUGACGGCAACCCUCAUCAGGCAGACAAUCACCACCACCAACACACAAGAGUCCGCAACAGCUCAGGAGAUUAUGCCAGGGGCGGUGGUUCCAGAAGUCGACACUCUAGUGGACAGAUGCAGUGGUUGAGAGCGGACAACAGUGGUAAUUACAGAAAACCCAAGACAACACAGUACAAGACCAACCCCACGUCCGCUGCCAAGACACAGUCGCAGCAGAAGGCCACAGACAACAGCAAAGGUUCCACUCAAGCCAAGACCAAGUCAGAGGCACAGAAACAAGAAUCCGCAAAGAAAACGGAAACCUCUAAACCCUCGGUGGCCAAAACUAACAGAGUGAAUGCCAAUGCCAAAACCGAGACGGUUAAAUCGGACAGUACUAUAGCGAGAGUGACGUCGGAGGCGACCAAGUCAUCGAGGACUGUCGCCGCCCCAAAGACAAUUCCCCACACUGCUCCGGUUCCUGUUCCUAAGUCGCCGAGCACUUCUAGUUAGGAUUCUGCGGGCGAGAGACGACGCGUCUGUGUUUGAGGACUGUGAGCCGACUCGGGUUCCCGUUGUCUAGGAAUGAUCAUUAAACUCAAGUCCGCAGAGGCUCAUUGGGGCAACACAACAGUGAGAUAAUUGUACGUUAGGAUUUUCUUCAUUGUGUGCAGAAGGGUUGAAAACUUGUUACUUGUGUUCGUUCAGUCUAUUGGAUUUAUCUUAUACAUAACAUUUCACAAACUUAAGUAAAUGUUUAUUUUUUUAGUGGCUUAAGGAAGGAUUGGAAGAAGAAAUAAUACAAACCCUCUUGAAGUGUAAUUCCAGAUAGGUGAAGCCAACUGUGUUUCGCUAAAUGAUGUUGACUGGUUAUGCUGACCGCUUGCUCUUGGAGAGAAAUUCUACCCAGUCUUAAGAGCUCGCGCGAUCACCCACAAUACUUAACCUAUCUCUCUUUCUUGCUGAAGAGGGAGUUGUUUAGGGUAAGAGAGAGUGAAGUAUAUAUAUAUAUAUAUAUUUGUACAUAUUGGAUUGUUUACUCAUUAACCAGUAUUGAAUAUGGCACUACAUAUUUAAUAAAUAUCAAUAAGUGGAUUAUUAAGUUACACACAAGAUUUGUUUUGGUCAUGUAAAUAUAAUAUAUGUAGAAUAUUAACACAUAUUCUAAAUGACUAGUUGCUGCUACCCUUUAUCACUUAAGCAGCUCUUAAAUGAAUGGAGAUUUCAUUGUGAGGAAAUUGAGUGAACCUGAAGAGGAAUUCAUUGUCUGUUGAGCAGUGACAGGUGGAUAGUCACUUUACCUUAGUGAAGGAGAAUGGGAUGUCUGCUGAGCUGAAAGUUGUUGGGCACUUUGCUUUUAGCUGCGAGGAGAGUGAAUGAGCGUGAAGGAGUGUGAUUUCCGCUUAGCUGCGAGCACUUGAAUGUGACUUCUGCUUAGUUGUUGUGGGCAGAUGAUUUGACACUUGACUUCGCUUGAUGAGUGGCUGACGUGAUGCGUGGGUCGGCCGUCUGACAUUCCCAGCAGAUUUCCAUCAUUCACAUUCACUGACAACUCAAUAUUUCAUCAAUUGCAGCUUAAUGACGCUUCAAUUAUUACCUUUAGAGUGAUGUUGAAUUAGUUGCUGCAGGGUGGAAGGUCUCCCAGCGCUAAUAGGUGGCAGCCUCCAAAUAGAUCCGAUCCCAAACCUAAUCUAAACAUGAUUAGAUGAGGUGUAAUGAAGCCUAUGAAGAUUAGACUCCAAUCCAUAUGGUUAGGUUAGGUUGUAAGCUAAUAGGGCCUUAUUAAUGCCUGUUGAAGAUGUCUCAAGAUGAACCACUUGAUUAGGAGGGCACUUGAUCAGUUAUCUUCUAAAUGCCACUUAAGAUGAACCACUAGGGGAGCACUUAAGCAGUCACCUCCUAUAUAUCACUUAUGAUAAACCACUUGACUAGGAGGGCACUUGAUCAGUCACCUUCUACAUGCCAUUUAAGAAGAACCACUUAUAGUCACUUAAUCUGCUGGGGAUGUAUGGUAAUUCGACUUGGUCAGAGGUUUGUGCCUUAGUGAGUACCUCAGCAAAGCUCAAUUUCCUAUUCAAUUUAUAUAAAAGAUAAGCCUUAUUGAAGUACUUUAUGAGGAACACAAUUCCUGAUCCAGUCCUAUCAGAAAAAAAAAAUAACAAUGGGUAUAACUGUUCUUGUUUAUCCUGCAUGAAUGCGUCGCUCCCGAGACUAAAUACAAUAAGGAUAUUUAACCAAAUUUCAUCUUCGUCAUCGUCGUACGUACCGAAAAGUAAGGCUAUCGUAGGUGCUCAUUUUCACCAGAUAUCUCGACAAUUGACGUUAUUGAGGCGUGGGAGUGUUUUUCAUGAUGUUCGGAGAGGUUGAUUACUUUCUAGGUUUAUUUUUCUAAUGUUUGUAGGCGUUUACGUGUCUAUUUGGCGAAUUUUUCUAAUAGAUUUUAUUUGCCUUUUUUUAUCUGCAGUGGUUCUUGAUGCUACAUAUUGCUUCUCAUCCCGUAGUUGUUAACCUGUAUUGGGCGGUGGUAUAAUGCGUGUGGGAAGUGGCGGAGGGAGUCGGCCUUCCUUCCCGGUUGUAAAUAGUUGUUUGGUAAUUAUUAAUGUAUUGGGUAGCAGUGAUGAUGCUUCUGGCAGAGGGGGUAGGGGGAGGGAGGGAGGGAGGGUGACAAGGGCUUGUGUCAGGACAGAGGAUGCACCAUUUUAGGGAAUGUACCAAGGAUCUCGGCACCCCUGAGGUUCGCACGUUUGGUGUAUCCCUCGCCCCUAAUUCAGGUCGACGUGACGUGUGUCUAGAGAGCCGGUGCAAAGGUAUUUUUUAUUAUUAUUUUUUAUUUUUCAAACCGUUGUGUUCCAUCUUGUCUGGUCCAUUGCGCAAGUGAGCUCAUUAGGUACAGAAUUAUACUACUACUACUACUACUACUACUACUACUACUACUACUACUGCUACUAAUCUCAUGUUGCUGCCAUCAAUUGUCUUGUAACUUUCCUCACUACUACAACCAUCAUUCAUUGCUAUCAUCAUUUAGUCUUGCAUCUCCCAUCAUUAUUUCCUUCCAUAGUGAUAUCAUUACCCUAGAGAGGAGUCAAAAUAAAAGGACAAUUAAUUCCCUGAUCUCAGAAACUUUGCCCACAGUGCUGCCGGAUGACUGGCUGACAUAGAGAGAUACUCUUCCUUCAUCCACAUCAUCCAUUCACCCUCCUCCGCUAGACAGACAGAUAGAUAUAGUGGGGGGGGGGGGGUCAACGUGCGAACCUAUGGAGUCGUCAGAUGCCAGAUGUAAGAUUUACAUCAUAAUGGUUUUGUGAUAUAAUCCAAACGGUGCCACAAUUUAUUCUCGAAAUUUGCAAAAUACACACAGUAGUGAAUAUGACUCGGCGACUUUGCUCUGGCAAGAUAAGUUUCAUUUUGACUUUUAUUAUUAUUAUUUUUUAAAUUAGUGUAGAUGAAACUAUUAUCGAAUAUUAAGAGGGACAAAAAUAAGUUUAUAUUUUUACUUUUUUUAUUAUUAUUAUUUUUUUAAUUAGUGUAGAUGAAAUUAUUUAUUAUGGAAUAUUAAGUGGGACAAAAAUGAGUUUGUAUUUUGACUUUAUUUUUUUUUUAGAAUUUUUUUUCCCAGAUACGCAUUAGCCAAAUAAAAUGGUGUAGCUUCUUGUUUCCUUCGUUGUUUAAUAUUAACACACACGGUUGCAUUUAAUAUUGUGUCUGUUACCUUGAUUAUUUUGAUUGGCCCAUAAAAAAGUACAAAAAGGUGUGUUAUUAUUAUUAUUUUUUUAUUAAUUAAUUAAUUACUUUGACGCUCAUGACGCUCAUAAUAAAUUUCCCAGAGUUUUGUGUGUGUGAGUGUGUGUGUCAUUAAAUGAUGCAUUACAUUUAUUGGUUUCUUCAUUCUGAUGUUGACAACGCUCAUGUACUGUAAGGUUUAGGUAGAACUCUUUGUUAUUAUUAUUACUACAUAUUUUUUUGGGGUCAUUGUGUUGGAAUCAUGCCAAGUUGAGUGUAGAAUAUAUGCUAUGAUCACCUAUCCUGUUCCAUAGCUUACUGCUGUAACCUAAGUCAACUAUAAGCUCUUAAAAACAAUAAAAAAAAUAAAAAAAAGAAUUUAAAUAUA